GACAGGAAGCGGUCGUCAUUCUACAGCAGGCUGUGAGUUGGAGCUCUGUGAGUGUCUUAUAACCGGAAUAUAAUCUGUGACUUGAGCCUACUGAGACUAUACACUCAGAUGUCGUGGAUCCGGGAAGGAGAACUAAGCCUUCUGGAAAGGCUCUCUGCCAACAUCCUGAAGGCAGGGCCCAUGCCCAAGCAUGUGGCCUUUAUUAUGGAUGGCAAUAGACGUUAUGCGCGGAAGACACAUGUGGAAAGACAGAAGGGCCACAUGCAGGGUUUUGACAAACUGGCGGAAACGCUACGUUGGUGUCUGAAUUUGGACAUCCGUGAGGUGACAGUGUACGCCUUCAGCAUAGAAAACUUCAAGCGCUCUAAAGAAGAAGUGGAUGGCCUGAUGGAGCUGGCUAAAGAGAAGUUCCUCCGUCUGCUGGACGAACAAGAGAAUCUUGAGAAGCAUGGCGUCUGUAUCCGGGUGCUGGGAGACCUCACACUACUGCCGGAAGAUCUCCAGCGGCUCAUCGCUAAAGCUGUGGUGGCAACAAGAGCACAUAACAGAUGUUUUCUGAACGUGUGCUUUGCAUAUACAUCAAGACAUGAAAUCGCCAACGCUGUCAAAGAGAUGGCCUGGGGAGUCGAGCAAGGCCUGAUAAAGUCUAGUGAUGUGUCAGAAGCGCUGUUGAAUGAGUGCUUGUACACCAGCAACUCUCCAAACCCCGACCUGCUCAUCCGCACGUCCGGCGAGGUGCGACUCAGUGACUUUCUGCUGUGGCAGACCUCUCACUCUUGCCUAGUGUUCCAGUCCAUCCUGUGGCCGGAAUACUCUUUCUGGAACCUCUGUGAGGCUAUUUUACAGUACCAGCAGAAUUAUCGCUCUCUUCAGAAAGCUCAGGAGGUGCACAAAGAGGGCCAGGCCAUACACCAGCUGGAGGCGGACCGCUUGUGUGUGGCUGAACAGCUCCAGCAUCGAGGCAACGGAAAGCCCAUGGACGUUCGUGCCCGACAGACCGAGCUGCUGAGCUAUGCCAAAAGCCGGGAGGAGAGAGUGCAACGCUUCCUCUGCGCUCUGCAGCAGAAAAGAGACACUUUCUUCGAACAUUUGAGCAGUCCAACAGUUGUGGCUUAGGCCUCUGUUCUCCUAAGGCAGCGGUUCUGGUCCUAGGGUUCCUCUGCUGUGCUCAUUUUAGCAUCUUUCCUGCUCUAACACACCCACUCAUGAAAGGCUUGAUUAUUAGACUCUUAAAAAUAAAGAUGCCUUGGACAUGCAGCUCUAGGAUAAACCUUUAAAUGUAGUCCAUAGAAGAACCAAUUUUGGUUCACUAAAGGACCUUUCAUUGGAUGGUUUUUAAAGAACCAUUUAUGAAGUGUGAACAAUCUUUCACGUAUAAGGAGUCUCCACAAAACAUAAGUUCUAUGAAGAGUUCUUAAAUUGGUAUAGAACUUUUAGGUUAAGAUUCAUCACACUCACUCUUAUUCCAACAUUUCUCUAGGUAGAACCAAAAGUGGUUGUUUUUUGGCAUUGCUCAAAGAACACUUUGUGGCACCUUUUUUAAGAGUGUAGUCCAGAACGUUUACAGUUCAAGAGGUUCAAGGAACUUCAUUCACACCAACAUAUUUAAAACAAUGGUUUACCCAUCGCAAGGUUCUUUUGGGGAACCAAAAGCGGUUCUUGUGAGACGUUCCGUAAGAACCCCUUGGGCAACUUCAUUUUUAGAAUUGUAGCUGGUUAGUUGGUUCAUGAAGAUUCAUGAAACUGUCUUAAGAAAUUUAACUUAGGAAUUUUAACUUAUAUAUGUUCUUAAUCUCAUAAUACAUGACUUACCAUCAUUUUCAGGUUUUGUUGACAAAAGAUUUUUGAACAUCUGGUUGUUUUUUAUCCUUCCAAAAUGUCUCACAUCAUCUAAGAUCGACUAUAAUCAGUAGGCUAUAUAAGAAGUACCAAAUAAAUAAUUUGAACGCAACAGUGUAAACCUACGUAGACGUUUAUUAGGCUUAUUCCAUCAAGUGGCACUUGUUAUAACACUGGCUGAGGUGAAACAACACUAAAAUGGACAAAAGCAGCCUUUUAAAGUUAGUUGGAAUAAGCCUUCAUAAAAGUUUAUGUAGGUUUGUCAGUCUUGAAAGGCUUAUGUAGGUGUCAUAGCAAUUCAAAUGGUGCUCUUUAGUCAUAUUUAGGCAUAUUUACAUUGAGGAGCAUAGUUAUGACUAAAUUAGAGUAUUUAGUAUUGAUCUUAAUUUAAUUUUGUAGUUAACUUUGGCAAACAUUUACAAAUCUGGCCAAAUCCGGUGUUUGAGAGCAGGGAAAAGGCACCAUAAUGUGCAGGUCAGGGGCAUUCCAGGACCAGAAUUUGGAACCACUGUUCAGUCCUGGAGUUCCACUAUUACUGUCCAGGGCGGCUUCUCGAUCAAGCCAGGACUGCCGUAAACAGAUAAGGCUCUGAAACCGUGAACGUUAAAAGGUUUUUAUAUCUAAUAAUUUGUAUAUAGUUCAGAUGAGAAGGACGUGCCCCCGUUUUAUGGGGCAGUGGACUAUUUAUACUUGUUGUCUUAAUGACUGUUCUGGACUGAAAGCAUUUCACAGUACACUGCUCAACAUGUGAAAUGAUCUCUGCCAAUUAAAAAUGUUGAUUUUUAACCCUUUGAGGUGUGGAGAUUUUGGAAUGUGUGGCUCUAGAGUGUAGCAGAUGACUAUAUGUGGUUGACGAGACAUUCAGAAUAUGAUUGAAUGCCAUAAUCCUCAAAGGGCUAAAGAGUGGACACUGAUCACUUAAUGUUACUGUGACAAUAUGUAUACAUAAAGACAGAUGAUUUAGAAAAUAAAGUGAUCAAUAUCAA
Messenger RNA from Colossoma macropomum (tambaqui), 2825 nucleotides. It is a transcript of the gene dhdds, whose product is annotated as dehydrodolichyl diphosphate synthase. Lineage: Eukaryota; Metazoa; Chordata; Actinopteri; Characiformes; Serrasalmidae. The transcript is spliced from 9 exons. Gene Ontology annotation, molecular function: ditrans,polycis-polyprenyl diphosphate synthase [(2E,6E)-farnesyl diphosphate specific] activity. The record is from RefSeq and is a predicted model, not a curated record. Bases 109 to 1116 code for a protein of 335 amino acids. Gene Ontology annotation, biological process: polyprenol biosynthetic process. Gene Ontology annotation, cellular component: dehydrodolichyl diphosphate synthase complex; endoplasmic reticulum.